Caenorhabditis elegans is the source of this 638-nucleotide messenger RNA. RefSeq names its product RRM domain-containing protein (gene Y56A3A.41). The transcript has 3 exons. NCBI's taxonomy places the organism in Eukaryota, Metazoa, Nematoda, Chromadorea, Rhabditida, Rhabditidae. Gene Ontology annotation, molecular function: nucleic acid binding. The record is from RefSeq and is marked reviewed. Bases 68 to 637 code for a protein of 189 amino acids.
AACGAAAAUUUCAUCAAUCAAUUCUCAUUAAAAUUUUCUAUUCUCGUCCUAAUUUUCUUCAUUUUCCAUGUCCAAAAUGGAGGAUAAGAUUAAAUUGGCAGCUUACUCGGAGCUUCUCGAAAAGGCUCUAGCUCGUGAUUGGUCUCCCGUCGAUUUCAUUAAAAAUGAAAUCUUGUUUGUUCUCGAUGAAUUGAAGAUGGAUGUGGAUAAGUAUAAAAAGAAUCGCGAAGAAUUUGUGAAAAUCGGAAAAUGUGUUGGUCACGCACACGCGCUUCUACUCAUUGCGAAAUUUGGCAACGAAAAGUCAGAUGGAGCUGCCACAAUCAUUCUCGGAAACAUUCCCGAAGAUGUGUCAUUCCCCAAGUUGUUCCCUCAAUGCGUGGGAUUGGGCAAGUUUUUUGGCAUUUGUAUGAGCACCGUAAAGUCUCCAUGCCUUACGGCCAAGCUCACUUUCGACGACCACCACAGUGCGGCUGAUUUCGCUGAAAAUGCCAAUGAAUUCGAAUGGGAUGGGCGUAAGCUGAUCGCAAUUGUGAAACCCUUUAGCGAGAAAAAAUUCCAAAAGUCAAUAAUUUUUUUUGCCGGAAUUUCGCUUAUUUUUGCUAAACUUUGCUUAAAUAAAUUCGAAUUAAAAUAAU